Mytilus trossulus (common blue mussel) is the source of this 2560-nucleotide messenger RNA. RefSeq names its product somatostatin receptor type 2-like. The transcript has a single exon. Gene Ontology annotation, molecular function: G protein-coupled opioid receptor activity; peptide binding. Lineage: Eukaryota; Metazoa; Mollusca; Bivalvia; Mytilida; Mytilidae. The coding region runs from base 241 to 1638 and encodes 465 amino acids. Gene Ontology annotation, cellular component: neuron projection; plasma membrane. Gene Ontology annotation, biological process: G protein-coupled receptor signaling pathway. The record is from RefSeq and is a predicted model, not a curated record.
UGUCUAUAGUCAUUAUAACUAAGAUAUUCAAACUCUCUAGCGGUUAUAGAGUAGACAACGAAAACAGCAGUCAGUUCAACAACUAUAUCAUGUUACUAAACUAAUUUUAAUUUGAACAAACAGUAUUGCAUGUUGGCAUGGAUAAUUCAUUGGAUGUAGAAUUCUAAUUUUAAGGUAGGGCUUUUUAUAAAAAAAAAAAAUCUGAUUCUAUCAAGCUUUAGCGAAUCUGGCUUAUUCUAGAUGGUUGUAAGCAGAACUUUACAAACAGAAAUGAUGAAUAAUUCUAGCUGCAUUUUUGAUAAUCUAACUGACGAAAGCCAUAACAACUUUACAUUACCGCCAUUUAACAUAGGUAUAUCCGUAUCAUUGGUGACUUGCUAUGGAAUCAUUUGUGCGUGUGGACUCUUCGGAAAUGCACUUGUUAUAUACGUCAUUCUGCGUUCAUCCAAUAUGAAAACUGUUACUAACAUGUACAUUGUCAACUUAGCUAUAUCUGAUUUUAUAUUUCUAAUUAGCAUGCCGUUGCUAAUGACGACAACAUGGUUGCGAUUCUGGCUUUUUGGACCAGCAAUGUGCAAGGUAUACAACAUAAUGUAUUCUAUAAACUUAUUCACGGGUAUUUUCACACUGACCGCCUUAAGUGCCGAUAGAUACCUAGCAGUUUGUCACGCCGUUGCCUCACAAAGAUUCAGAACACCAAUGAAUUCGAUGCUUGCAAUUUUAGGAAUCUGGGCAAUAUCUGUUUUAGUUAUGUUACCCAUCAUUUUGUAUGCCAACACAGUUCCUAGCUUUUUGUACAAGGAUAAACUGACAUGCACUAUUUCUUGGCCAAAAAAUCAGAUAGUUCCACCGGAGAAAGCUUAUACUUGGUAUACAUUUAUGCUUGGAUUUGCAGUACCUGUAUCUUUGGUUUCAAUAUUUUACAUCCUUGUUAUAAUUAGAAUACAAAAUCUUGGCCCUGCAAAUCAGCAAAAAUCAUCAGAACGAAGAAAAAAGUCUAAAAAAGUGACAAAGAUGGUACUUACUGUUAUUUCUGUGUAUGUUAUUUGCUGGUUGCCUUACUGGAUAUUUCAGGUACAUUUAACUCUAAAACAAGGUCCAGACAAACUAGCACACUGGAAAAUUCUACUUUUCAAUCUAAUGACAGUAAUGACCUUUGCAAACAGCAUGCUGAACCCUAUUCUGUAUGCUUUUCUAAGCGAGCACUUCCGGAAAGGUUUCAGGGAAGCCUUUAAAUGCCAGAUUAAUGCGAGCGGAGCGAACAAGUCAAUGAUUGAGGAGCAAAGUAAUUUUGAUAGAAUAAAAGCUAAGGCUAGAAUUAAAGAAACGAACUUAGAAAUGAAUCCGAAAACUGGAAGUUUAAGUCACAGGGUGUUGACGGAAACAACAAAUGACGUAAGCGGUAAUGGUGUAACGCCUGAAAGCCCCGUCAACCAUUUAAUGAACAACGAAACACAUGUUUACGAUGGAACUGAGUACGAAGUAAAGGGAAAUAACUCGUCAGAUGAAAACUCUGUGUUGAUAAAUCAAAGUGUAGAAACAACAGAUUUCAAAAAGACGUUAAUAGCUGAGGACGAAAGUGACGACAAAAACUCUGUUACGUAUAUAGAUAAGGAAAGUCAAACCAAAUUACAUUAAAGUUCUAACACAUAAACUAUUUAAGUCAGACUCCAUUACAAUAAUGUUCUUUUCUUCUCCUAAACUAACAUUGUAAUUAGUGGGUUUAUCGUAAAAGUGGGACUAAAAUUUAAUUAAACUUUGAUAUACGACGUUACAUUGGCAGUAUCAUUCACCAGUGGUAUAGAAAGGGAUAAGUCGGUUAAUCUUUAUAAAGAUUAUCCCAAAACGACGUCUCAUAUAGCAGUGUAAUUCUACAGUAAUUGUUCUUAUAUGUUCGUUCUUAGACAAAAUGUAAUUAUCACAACAUGUUUUACUCUGAUGAGAACACUCUAUUUGUUUUAACCUUAAACUAAUUCUAAACGCAGUAGAACGCAUGCUAUUUUAUGAAGACAUUUUUUUAAAUUUAUAAUUAUAUUAAAAUUGAAAAAUUGAUAUAAGAAAAAUGUCGGAUAGAGGUAAAACAACAAGGUGAAUGGAGAAGGGGGAAUGUUCUAUUGCUAUCAAAUUACUCUUAUUUAGAUUAUAUCUAUAAUAUGCAAAGUAAAAGUUCAAAACAUUUGCUUAUUUGUUUUAUUCACAAUAAAUUCGAGAUCAAUAAAAAAUUGGAAAUCUUAUUUUAAUCGAAAAUCUUGAAUGAAACGAAAUUUAAAAAAGAAAUCUAUCCCAGUGAAUACAAUUACAAAAUGUUCCUACGUCGUUAGUAUUUUAUUCUUUAUUUUGUGUACAUCUAUGUAAUCGUAAUUCGUUAUCAAGCAGUGAUAUACCAAUAAACAUGUAUUUUUUUUUCUUAUUUUGUUUUUCCACGUUGAUAGCAAGCCUCCCAUAAGCUUUUCAUGUUCAAAUUAAUCAUAUAUCAAAUACGUACUCGCAGUAGUGAUUUUCUUGACAAAAUAAAUAACAGUCCCUCAUGGAUUUAACGUAAUAUUAUUGUUGGCAAAAG